Messenger RNA from Drosophila innubila, 2742 nucleotides. RefSeq lists its product as uncharacterized. Bases 1 to 2742 code for a protein of 913 amino acids. The record is from RefSeq and is a predicted model, not a curated record. NCBI's taxonomy places the organism in Eukaryota, Metazoa, Arthropoda, Insecta, Diptera, Drosophilidae. The transcript has a single exon.
AUGAAACAAAUCAUCGCUCGCAAUGUGCCACAGCUGGUGAAUCUUUUGCUGAAUUCCAAGGAACAGGAGCAGGAUCAUGUUAAAUACGAAGAAUGUGUGAAUUACGGCGUUUACAUGUUGACCAACUACAAUAGACCGCCGUGCAAAUCCGAGAGUGUCCUGCGCAACAUGGCGGACUUUGUGGAGCGAUUUCAAUUGGAGCAACUGGAGGAGCUGGGUGAAACCAUCAAGAUGCUGAGUCUAGUGGUUGUCGAUGAUAAACACUGUCCGGAGGACCUCAAAUACUCAGUGCUGGAAUUCAUGCUCUCGGUGAACUUUAAAGCAUUUCGCACAGCACGCAUUAAUUUCAAGGAGAUCAUGUUACGGCGUAGUAAUCUCCUGGAGUCGCUGGCCAUGGCCUAUAAGCAGCGGGAGGAGCCAGCCAAUAGCAGCGACUACAGGUCGAACUCGGUAAGACGACCACUUGACUUGGAGUUGGAAGUUCGCAGCUUUGGCAACAGCUCAUUGUCUGAUUCGAUGAAUCUGUCGCUGGAUUUAUCGCUGGACUUAUCGAUAGACACAUCCCAGGACUCGGUGGGCUCCUCAACGGAGCAGCAACAGUUGGUAAACGAGGGGCAGGGGCAGGGGCAGGGGCAGGGGCAGGUGGAGCAGGCGGAUGAUCAGGCUGCCAGACAAAGUUUCUGGCUGGCACUCAUGCAACUGCAACAGGAGUCGCAGGAGCCAUGCAACCAGGAAUAUGAUGCCGACAACUCAGUGCAGCUCAACAGGACGCAUCCUUUGGGCAGUUUUGCCGUGUCCUUUGCGGACUAUCUGCGUCGUCCGCUGCAGGAUGAGGAGCUGGGGGAGGAGGCAUUCCUGCUGCAGGAGUUGCUGGCCAUGUUCUUUCAACCCUGCGAUUGUCGUCACUUUGAGCUGGUCGAUCAGCUCAUACAGCUGCGAUCGACUGCCACUUGCAACAACAGUCUUUGCGCGCUGUUGCAACAGUUUCUCAGGCCACUGCAGUACAUGCAACUGUUGCAACUGUUCAUCGAUUGCCACGAGCAUCAAAUGGAGACUUUGACAUGCCUCACGGCCGCCUUGCGUCGGCUGCUUAAACCCGUUGUGGAAUCGUUGACGCACUUUGAGCAACGUGUGGCAAGUGGCAAGGAGCAGGCCACAUUGCACUGCCUGUUGCGUGCCACAAAGCAUAGCUUUCAACGGCUGCAGCUGCUGUGGCACUUGUCCGUUGCCAGCUACGUGUGGCAGCCACAGCAGCAGAUACUUGCCACACAUAUUCGCAGUCAGCGCAUCAUUUGCAAUCUGCUCACACUGAUCACAGCGGACUCUAAGCUGGAUAGAGGCAGUGCCGCAGCAUUGCUGUUGCACGUGUUGCAAGUCUAUUGUCAGUUCCUGGACAGCUGGUGGCAACUGGGUGAAUUUCAGGACUGCCUGGAAGAGUUUCCAGCCAUGCGACUGGAGUUCAAAGGACACUCCGAAUAUGUGAUGCGGGAGCUUUCUCUGGAGAAUUGUUCUAUCUCUGGUAUUAUUGAGCAGCACAUUAAAUCCGCCGGAAUUUCACUUGCCCUGCUCUACGAUUCCAGGCGCUUGUCAGAUUUUGUGGGCAUUCAUCGCUGUCUUUUAAAGAAAUCACUGCAUCACACGCUGGUCAAGUGUGUGUUGCAACAACUCAAGUCCUAUCAGCUGAAAGCGGUUAAGAAAGUGUCCACUGCACCGGACAUCUUCAAGCAGCUAAAGUCCACAGAGAACGAGCAGCUGCGUUCCUUGUACUACGCCUACUAUAAGGAGUCCUUGCUGGACUUCAAGCAGCCCCUCAUUUGUGGCAUUGAUGAGUUGCUGCAACAAUGUCAGAAUUGUGUGAGUUACACGCCGUUCCACCAGCUCAUCUGUCUCUCUCUGGAGCGGCUUCUGGAGGAGCGAGUGUUGCUCAUCAACGCAUUUGUGUUGCACCUGCUACGUGUGGAGUUGCAACUGGCUAAAGUGCUUGGAGAUCUGCGUUCCGUUUACUUGUUGCUCAACUUUCGAGUGUUUGGGUCAGAAAUCGAGCUUGCCUUGGAGCAACUGCAGCAGGGACUAAUCCCGUCUGCCACUGAGCAGCUGCAGAGCAUCGUGGACAGUCAAAAUACCCUGCAAGGACAUCAAUUCCUUGUAACACUUCCCUCUGCAGAUCUGCAGCAGCUUUCAAUCCUCUACAGCUGUGAUCCUGCUUUGUCUUGCAUCAUCACAGAUUCUCAAUUGCAGACUUACAACAUUGCCUGCCGUCAGCUGUUGCAACUAAAUAUUGCCAUACGCAAGUUGCAACAGCUGCCAGAGCUGCCUUGCGAUCCUGUGGCAGUUGCAAGUCUGCUAAACUUAAAGAUAGAUCUGGAAUUGAGCCUGGCGCAACAUUUGAAGACGAAGCAGUUGCAACAAGCGGCAGCUCAAUGUGAUGAGCACUUGCAACAUUGUGUGAGUGUGCCACAGCUGCAACAGUUGCACGCUGCAUUCGUGCAACAAACAUCAGACAUUCUGCUGACUCACCAUGAUGUUAAUAGUAAUCUUCAGGAGCUGCUCAUGUUGGCAACAAUUCUGGCCAAGCAUUGGCAACGCUUACAACGUGUGUUGGCCCAGUCAACGGAAUGUGGCAAGUUGAAUGACUUUGAGGCACAUUAUUCUGAGAUAAACAAGCGUUAUUUGCUAUCCAUCAACAGGCUAAGCGAAUCGAUGCAGUGUCUCUUAGCCUGGCCAAAAGCCGAUGGCCAAUAG